Messenger RNA from Leptonychotes weddellii (Weddell seal), 869 nucleotides. NCBI's taxonomy places the organism in Eukaryota, Metazoa, Chordata, Mammalia, Carnivora, Phocidae. The record is from RefSeq and is a predicted model, not a curated record.
AUGUCCUGGACUCCUGUCCUGCUCGCACUCCUCGUCCACUGCAUAGGCUGUGGCUCUCAGCCAGUGCUGAACCAGCCACCGUCCAUGUCCUCGUCCCUCGGAACCACAAUCCACCUGCCUUGCACCUUGAGCAGAGACCAUGAUGUCAGCAUUUAUAACAUCUACUGGUACCAGCAGAGGCCCGGCCACCCUCCCAGAUUCGUGCUAAGAUAUUUCUCCCGCUCGGACAACAACCAGGGCUUCAAGAUCCCACCUCGCUUCUCCGGAUCCAAAGAUGUGGCCAAGAACACGGGGUAUUUGAGCAUCGCUGAGCUGCAGCCUGAGGAUGAGGCUACGUAUUACUGUGCUAUCUUCCAUAACUACAGAUCUGGCCUGAGGUUUGGUGAAGGAACCCAGCUCACCGUCCUAGAUCAGCCCAAGUCCGCGCCCUUGGUCAUGCUCUUCCUGUCAUUCUAUGAGGAACUCGGCGCCAACAAGGCCACCCUGGUGUGCCUCGUCAGUGACUUCUACCCCAGCGGCGUGACGGUGGCCUGGAAGGCAGACGGCAGCACCGUCACCCAGGGCGUGGAGACCACCAAGCCCUCCAAACAGAGCAACAACAAGUACGCGGCCAGCAGCUACCUGAGCCUGUCGCCUGCCAAGUGGAAAUCAUACAGCAGCGUCAGCUGCCUGGUCACGCACGAGGGGAGAACCGUGGAGAAGAAGGUGGUCCCCGCAGAGUGCUCUUAGGUCCCCGACACCCUCCCCCACCCAAGGGGGCCUGGAGCCACAGGACCUCCAGGCGGAUCUGCCCUCCCACCAGCGUCAGCCCAGCCCUUCUCGCUGCACCCGCUCGACACUCAAUAAAAUGUCCUUUAUUCAAUCAGAAA